Molecule: messenger RNA, 1451 nt
Organism: Micromonas pusilla CCMP1545
Lineage: Eukaryota; Viridiplantae; Chlorophyta; Mamiellophyceae; Mamiellales; Mamiellaceae
Exons: 5
Coding region: 1-1314 (437 amino acids)
Source: RefSeq, a predicted model, not a curated record
AUGUUCGCCUCGUGCACCACCGGGUCGUGCCGCAAGACCGCCGACGCGAAGAAGAGCACGCUCGAUCAGCUCCUCGGCGACGACGACUGGGGCGACAACGCGACGCUCGAGCGCAUGUCUCUCGUCAACCGCGCGAUCUUCCAAGCGCCUGAGCCGUCGUACUCGGCGUCGAAUCACCCGUGGUCCCCCGCGGACGCGGUCAUGCUCGACACGCGUUUAGGGUACCACUUCCCCGCGGUGAUGAUCAAGUGCAAGCGCGCGCCCGCGACGCGAGCGGUGAUUCACUGCCACGCGAACGCGUGCGACGUCGGACACGUCUACGAGCUGUGUCAGCGAGACGCGGAGUGUUGGCAGGCGAACGUGCUCCUCGUCGAGUACCCCGGAUACGGCGCGUCCCCCGGCGCGUGCUACGAGCGAAACGUCGACCGACACGUCGUGUGCGCGUACCUGUACCUGAUCGAGGACCUGGGGUACGACCCAGAGAGCGUCAUCUUGUUCGGGCGAUCGUUAGGCAGCGGCCCGGUGUGCAGGCUCGCGCACAGGCUGCAGACGCUGCGUUGGCGUCCCGUCGGCGGCGUCGUGUUGCAUUCGCCCUUCGUCAGCGUUCGAGAGGCGGGGAUAUCGCUCCUCGGCGGCGUCGCGAGGAUGAUGAGCGAGCGGUGGGACAACCGGAUACCGCUCGCGGAGCUGCGGUGUCGGCUUCUGAUCGUGCACGGCGCGAGCGACGAGGUGAUUCCGUUUCACCACGCGGAGACGCUUCGGAACGUUCGAAAGGAGAACAACCUGCACUGCAUGUUUUUCCCGACGCAAGGGACGCACAAUUACUUCAGCUACUACCGCGACUACCUGAGGCCGGUGGAGAAGUUCGUGGCGGGACACGAGGGGCGGAAGCUCCCGCCGUUGCCGGACCCGCUCCCGCGCGCGGAGCACUCGAAAGCGGACGCGGACGCGCUGAUCGAGGCGCGGCGGAGGGAAGCGGCGGAGAGUCGGCGGCGCGCGAAGGCGGCGGCGGCGGCGGCGAAAGCGAAGGGCGCGAAGAAGGAGGCGGGGCCCGGAGAGGACGACGACGGCGCGACGACGACGACGAACGGCGCGGACGGCGACGACGCGUUCGCGUGGAACGAAGGGACGUCGGGGGGGUUCGGGAGCGACGGCGCCGGCGGAGAUAGCGGCGACGGGGACGACGACGGCGACGACGGCGGCGGCGGCGACGCGCCGUGGAAGUCGCCCAACGGGAAGAAGGGCGGCCGGUCGAAGUUCGUCCCGGGGGGCGCGUCCCCGAUCGGGUCGCGGUCGACGCGCCUGUGCAUGUAGACCGACCGCGCGCGGACGACGUUCUAUGUAUUGUGAGUGAGCGUACUGUAGUGUAUUCAUCAUUCACGUCGUCGGUACUGUAACACGCGACCCGGCGUCGUCGAAUUUCGUCGAAGAGAAGACCUACGAUCGUCAUC